Messenger RNA from Nothobranchius furzeri (turquoise killifish), 9550 nucleotides. The record is from RefSeq and is a predicted model, not a curated record. NCBI's taxonomy places the organism in Eukaryota, Metazoa, Chordata, Actinopteri, Cyprinodontiformes, Nothobranchiidae.
GGAGAGGAGAGCUUCGGUCCGGACAGCCCGGAUCAGCAGCAGCGCCGUCCGUUCAGCACCACCGCAUGUGCCCGUGUGCAGGACCAGGCAUUACCUUGGGAAAGGGCGCGUGUGUGUUCGUCCCGGUGGAGCAAACACAAUCAAAGGUCUUGCUGCUCCAAACGGACGAGCCAGAGCCGGAGCGCCGUGGCCGGUGGCAUGGGGAGCGGGGAGCAGAGCGGUCUGACGGAGCUCUGCUUUUAGCAGCCAGCUGCGCACCGAGCCACUCUCCCCCCUCCCUCACUCCCUUCCCUCCCCACAAUCCCCGCUCUCCUAGUACCGAGCAUUCGCUGAAACCGGGACUGGGCUCCUCGCGGCUGCUUCGUCUAGCAUCCAGCUCGGAGGUUUGACACAAGCAGAGUGAUUCUCCGUUUCUGGAGCGGGGCCGCUGGACUCUAAAGUUGUCGUGGGUCUCUGCACGGACUCCAGUUUUACUGAUUGUGGGCUCGGCUCCUUCUGUCAAGUACAGGCUGAUUGUGCUUGGCGUACUUUCGCUGCACACUUAACCACCUCAUUUCAUUUGAUGAUUACCAACAGUUCAGGGGAUUGCCGUCCAUGGUUUCUGCCCUACUCAAGACUAUAACAUUCUACAUUGAAAAGAUUUGCAAAGGAAUGUUUACAAAGAAACUGGCGAACCCGAUAAAGAAGAAAGAAGGACGUGAAAACAAAGAGCCCAAACUGACCAGUGAUUUGCAAGCACACAAUCCGACUCUGUCGACCACUCUUAAGACUACGGUCCAAACUGUUAAAAAGAUUUCCAAAUGCUCUUCGGCACGUAACAUAUCGCUGGAAGAAGACGACGGGAAGAACGACUGUUCAUCCCUGUCACCCACGUUCAGCUAUCGUGUAGCUAUUGCUAAUGGGCUCCCGAGAAGCACUCUGUUUUUGAACAACAAUGAAAGCAUUUUUCCUGAGGUUGUCUCCGUUGACAGUAGCUACUCUGACUCCUUGAGUGAGACAAAACUUCUCCGGAGACUAGAUGAGCAUAAAUCACACACCAUGCCAGUCAGACGAAAUAGGAAGAGCCUCAUCAGUUUAGCUCCUUCUGAUGGCAGCUCUGAGGGAGAACGGGUGGAACGUUCCAGUUUACACACACUUAGACUGGGUGCUCUACGAAAGUUAAGGAAAUGGAAAAAGAGCCAAGAAUGUGUCUCCUCAGACUCAGAAGUGAGCAACUGGAGGAAAACUCUGGGCAUUCGCAGCAAAUCUUUGGACCGAGCUGGACGGCAGCAAAAGAGCUCAACCCUGGAGCCUGGGUCCUCCUCCACUGGUUGCAUCAGCCAGACCCAGGAUGUGAUGGAAAUGAUCUUUAAGGAGCUUCAGGGGAUUAGCCAGAUUGAAACAGAACUAUCUGAGCUUCGUGGCCAUGUCAAUGCCCUGAAGAGCUCCAUUGAUGAGAUCUCCAGCAGCGUGGAAGUAGUUCAGAGUGAGAUUGAACAGCUUCGCUCAGGAUUUGUUCAGUCAAGAAGGGAAACACGAGACAUCCAUGACUACAUUAAGCAAAUUAGCCAUCAGGCCAAUAAUUCAACCUUGCGGUUCCUCAAUGUUCCCGAAGAACGUUCAGAGAAAACAGAAAGUGUCGUUUAUAAAAUCCUUAAAGACAAAAUGGGUUUCAUUGAUGCUCAUAAAACAAGUAAAAUUGAACUGGCUCACAGACUAGGACAACAAAGAGAAUGUUCAAAUGCUAAACCUCGUCCUAUUAUUGUUAUUUUUGCAACACCCCAAGAUAGAGAUGUAGUCUUAAAAAAGUGCUAUAAACUUAAAGGGACCGGGAUUACCGUCUCUACUGAUAGUUUACCAAACGAUGGAAAAGAAAGGAAAGACAAAGCGAUGACAUCGUCACAAACCUACGAAAGUAUGGACAUAAAGGUCUCAGGAAAAGACAAGUUGGAGAGUGAUGACUGGGACUCGAUGGACAGUGAUAAAGAACUAGAUGAAUUAAGUAAAAAUAAAUAUGCAAUGGUCAUUUCAAAACCAGUUCACAAGUCCAAAUCAGAAAAAAGGCGCUCCCAUGACCACAGCCGCUCAGUAGAGGAGACGGGCUACUCAGGCACAGUCCAUUAUGCUGAUGAUUCCUACUAUGACCCUGACAAACAUGCUAAAACCUACUAUUCUGAUCUGACCCCCGGCUGGCUUUCUCAAAGUGACUAUUCAACCCCAAAACUCAGUCGUUCUGAGUCUGAUUGUUCAAAACUUUGCCAAUCGUACUCAGAAGACUUUUCAGAAAGUCAGUACUUUACACGGGCCAAUGGCUGCUCCCUGCUGUCUUCUUCUGAUCAGGAACUUUGGCAGCGAAAACAAGAGGAUAUGGCUUCUUCCUGGUAUGCGAGUCCCAGUCACCCUUCAAAUCAUGGCAAUCCAGCUUAUGAACACAAUGAGGUCGAAACUACAGAAACGAUUGAUAGUGGAGUCAGCAACGGGCUUGUCUGCAUGUCUGGGGAUAGAAGCCACUAUAGUGGCUCACAGGUCUCUUUGCAGGGGGAUCUGUCACCAUGGAAAGACUGGCACCACCUUGAGCAGGGAGCAGACUCAGGUUUGGAGGCUUCUAUAGAGGUUAGCAGCCCCUUUGACCCAUCAACCAUCCCAGGUUUUCCAGAAAACAUCACUAAAUGCCAGGAGGUUGAUUUGCAGUUUGAAGGAGAUGAGGAGUUCAUGAUGCUUGAUAGAGAAACCUCUUUACCACAUAUAACCACCCAUAUUAUUCCUUCAGUCACAGAACGAGAAUCUGUCAAGGCCUCUACACGGCAGCCUAAAGAGGGAUGCAAGGCAAUUACAAAAGAAAUCACAAGGGUGUUACCAAAAGAUGCCCCUAAAGUUCCUGCUAAAGUGCCACCCAAACAGAGUAAGGCGGCUUCUAAAGAGGAAACCUCUAAAAUGUUCCCCAAAGAAAAUUCUAAGGUAUCUGCUAAAGCUGUGUCUAAAGUGACAUCUAAAGGCUCCUCUAAAGAGUCACUUAAAGAAAUAUCUAAACCAGUUGGUAAAGAAUGUGCUCAAGUACUCUCUAAAGAUGGUCCUAAACAUCCACCCAAAGAUUCUGCUAAACCUUUAGCCAAGGACGCGUCUCAAGUCACUCCCAAGUCAGUAACUAGUGAGGCUGUCAAGGCCCAGUCUAGAGUGGCCCCAAAGGAGACGCCUGUAAUUACUCCUAAAGAAAGUCCUAAAGAACCACCAAAGGAGAGCCCAAAAACAACUCCAGUUGACACUCCUGUCUUGACCCCCGACUCGACCCCCAGAGAGUCACCUAAGGAGUCCCCUAAAGCCAUUUCUAAGGAAAUGCAGAGGGUUUUCCCUAAAGAAGGCGUGAAAGUUACCCCUAAAGAUCUUCCCAAAGAAGCUUCAAAAUCACCUCCCAAAGAGGUCCCAAAAGAGGUACCCACUGUAGCAUCUAAGGAGACAACUAAAGUAGCCACUAAAGAAGUUUCUAAGGUUCAACCUAAAGAAGCUUCAAUAGUAGUCCAAAAAGAGACCUCCAAAGAGCCAGCUAAAGUAGCUCCAGCAGAAGUCCCAGCAGUAGCAUCUAAACCAGACUUUAAAGGUAUUCCACAAGACACUCCGAAAGCAGCCCCUAAGGAAAAAUUCCCUGAGCUAGAUGUUAAUCACAGCUUUCACCAAUCCCAGAGCAAAUCCUCAAGUAUGUAUCGCAGCCAGAGUGAAAUUCGAACAGAGAAGGUUGAAGAGGUUCCUAAGUCUUGGAGCAGUAGACUUAGCAUUGAUCUGAGUGAAAAGUCGUUCGGGUUCGGCUUUGGGUCUACUCUUCAGAGAGCUAAGUCAGCUCUUGAGGUUGUUUGGAAAUCUGGCGGUCAGACUACCCCUGUUCCUCCUGAGGAACCAACCAGCUCCUCUUCCUCCUUCAUGGGGCGCUUCCGCACCCUGUCCACCUCCACUGCAAACACCCCCAGCACUACCACAGACUCAAAUUCCCAGUCAGAGCUGCUCUUCUACAAGGCAGAGGAAGAAAUGAACGACGUAGAAGCAGGAGAACAAUCAGAAGACAGUGAGACCCACUAUGUUGAAGUGAUGGAGCAAGUACUUGCAAACCUGGAGAACAGGACUAAUGCUAAUGAAACUACAGAGACUGGUGAGUUUGAGCAGGAGUGUGAGAUUUCUCAGGACUAUGUGUUUGAAGACACUGAGGCUUCUCCAGACAACGAGCCCCCUCAGGAAACGAAAACUUCACAAGAUGUUGAAGCACCUGAUGAGUAUGAGGCAGGCCAAGUGGCCCAGGUGUUGGAAUACGAUUACAGUUUGGAUGAGCAGUAUGAUGAAGAGUACAGCGAGGAUUAUGAAAACCAACUCACAGAAGACACUGCUGAAUAUGAUGCAAUGGUUGAGUAUGUAGAUGUCGAAGAACCAGACGAUACCGAGGACAACGAUGUGACUGAGGAGAUGGAAGAGGGUAUAGAGGAACUGGAAGAGGUGGAGGAGAUAGCAGAGGAGGCUGCUGAGAUAAUUGAAAAAGAUGAUCAACAGCAGGUGGAUGAAAACAAAAAUGUUCCAGAAAAGAAACUAGUGGAGGAACCUCCCAAGAAGCGAGUCCGUCCCUCGUUCAAGGAGGCAGCCUUGAGGGCUUACAGGAAGCAAAUGGCUGAACUGGAGCAGCAGAUCCUGGCAGGAGACGCCGGUGCUUUGGAUUCUCAGCCACGCAGCAUAUUGGACCCCAAAGUGCUCGGUUUGCAGUCUGGAGGGGCUGGCAGUAUUCUUUAUGGGAUUGACAGCAUGCCAGAUUUACGCCGCAAAAGGACAGUGCCUCUUGUCCGGGACCUGACCCUCACUGCUCGAAAGGCAGGCAUCUCGUUUGCUCUGGUGAACCGGUCCACCCUGAAUAACGAGGAACUGAAACUGCACGUCUUCAAGAAGACUCUCCAGGCCCUGAUCUACCCAAUUUCAUCCACAACGCCCCACAACUUCGAGGUGUGGACGGCCACCGCCCCCACCUACUGCCAUGAGUGUGAGGGGCUGCUGUGGGGCAUCGCCCGCCAGGGCAUGCGCUGCUCAGAGUGCGGCGUCAAAUGCCACGAGAAGUGCCAGGACCUGCUCAACGCCGACUGUUUACAACGAGCCGUGGAGAAAAGCUCCAAGCAUGGAGCCGAGGACAAAACCCAGAACAUCAUCAUGGCCAUGAAGGAGCGCAUGAAGAUAAGGGAGAAGAACCGCCCGGAGGUCUUCCAGGUGAUUCAGGAGAUGUUCCACGUCUCCAAGGAAGAGUUCGCUUCCCAUCUGAAGACAGCCAAGCAGGCGGUUCUGGACGGGACCUCCAAAUGGUCCGCCAAAAUCAGCAUAACAGUCAUGUGUGCUCAGGGUCUUCAGGCCAAGGACAAGACCGGCUCCAGUGACCCGUACGUCACCGUCCAGGUGGGAAAGACAAAACGCAGGACCAAGACCAUCUUUGGUAACCUCAACCCGGUCUGGGACGAGAAGUUCUACUUCGAGUGUCACAAUGCAACGGAUCGCAUAAAGGUGCGCGUUUGGGAUGAGGACGAUGACAUCAAGUCACGCGUGAAGCAGCAUUUCAAGCGUGAGUCGGAUGAUUUUCUGGGCCAGACCAUCAUCGAGGUCCGCACGCUCAGCGGGGAGAUGGACGUUUGGUACAACCUGGACAAAAGAACGGAUAAGUCUGCCGUGUCUGGAGCCAUCAGACUUAAGAUCAGCGUGGAAAUGAAAGGCGAGGAGAACGUGGCUCCGCCCCAUGGCCAGUACACCUGUUUACACGAGAACUUGUUCCACUACCUGACUGAAGUGAAGAGCAGCGGGGUGGUGAAGAUCCCACAGGUCAAGGGGGACGACGCGUGGAAGGUCUACUUUGACGACGUGUCUCAGGAGAUAGUGGAUGAAUUUGCCAUGAGAUACGGGGUGGAGUCCAUCUAUCAGGCCAUGACGCAUUUCUCUUGCCUGUCUGCCAAGUACAUGUGUCCUGGUGUGCCAGCAGUGAUGAGCAACCUGCUCGCCAACAUCAACGCCUACUUCGCCCACACCACCACCACCACCACCACCACCGCCUCUGCUUCAGACAGAUUUGCUGCGUCUAACUUCGGGAGGGAGAAGUUUGUCAAACUACUGGAUCAGCUGCACAACUCGCUGAGGAUCGACCUUUCUAAAUACCGGGCAGGAAACCCAGAACGUCUCCAGGAUCUCAAGUCCACCGUGGAUCUGCUUACAAGCAUCACCUUCUUCAGGAUGAAGGUGCAGGAGCUCCAGAGUCCACCGAGAGCCAGCAUGGUGGUGAAGGACUGCGUGAAAGCUUGCCUCGACUCAACGUACAAAUACAUUUUUGACAACUGUCAUGAACUUUACAACCAGCUUCUUGACCAGAGUCGGAAGCAGGAUCUUCCCCGAGAGGAGCAAGGUCCUUCCAUCAAGAAUCUGGACUUCUGGCCAAAACUCAUCACCCUCAUGGUGUCUGUAAUCGAUGAGGACCGCACAGCCUACACGCCGGUCAUCAACCAGUUUCCACAAGAGAUGAGUGUGGGGAAGAUCAGCGCUGAAAUCAUGUGGAGCCUCUUUGCCCUGGACAUGAAGUAUGCCAUGGAAGAGCACGACAAGCACCGCCUAUGCAAAAGCACAGAGUACAUGAACCUCCACUUCAAGGUCAAAUGGUUCCAUAAUGAGUAUGUUCGUGACCUACCGGCCUUCAAAGACGUUCCACCGGAGUAUUCGCUGUGGUUCGAGCCGUUCGUCAUUCAGUGGCUUGAUGAAAACGAAGACGUCGCCAUGGAUUUCCUCAAUGGAGCUCUCGAGAGGGACAAGAAAGAUGGAUUCCAGCAAACCUCGGAGCACGCCCUGUUUUCCUGCUCAGUGGUGGAUGUGUUCACUCAGCUUAACCAGAGUUUUGAGAUUAUCAAGAAGCUGGAGUGCCCGAACCCACAGGCCCUGGCUCACUUCAUGUGCCGCUUUGCGAAGACUAUCAACAAAGUUCUUUUGCAAUAUGCUGCAAUCAUUUCCAAGGACUUCCCGUUAUAUCUGAAUAAGGAGAAGGUGCCCUGCAUCAUUCUUAACAACAUUCAGCAGCUUCGUGUCCAGCUGGAGAAGAUGUUCGAGUCCAUGGGUGGAAAACAGGAGGAGGGGGUUGUCUCCUUCUGUAAGCUGGAUGCAGAGGCCAGUGAUCUGCUGAAGGAGCUGCAGAAUAAACUCAACACGGUUCUGGACGAACUCAGCGGAGUGUUCGGCUCCAGCUUCAAACCUGUCAUCGAGGACUGUGUGAAGCAGAUGAACCAGGAGCUGGUUCAGAUGAAAGGGCCCAUCAAAGGGAGCAACCCCGCCAUGGACGCCGAGACGGUCCUACGACCUCUCAUGGACCUCCUGGAUAAAAACCUGAUGCUGUUCGCUAAGAUCUGCGAGAAGACGGUUCUGAAGAGAGUUCUCAAAGAGCUUUGGAAGAUUGUGCUCAACAGCAUCGAGAGGACGAUUGUUCUUCCUCCGCUGAGCGACCAGAGUCAACAGGGAGCCCAGAUGAUCUUCAGCGCUGCCAAGGACUUGGGCCAGCUGUCCAAGCUGAAGGAGCACGUCAUCCGAGAGGAAGCCAGAAGUCUGACGCCGCGCCAGUGUGCCGCCUUGGACCUCGUGCUUCCCACCAUCAAGCAAUACUUCCACGCCGGAGGAAACGGUCUCAAGAAAACGUUCCUUGAAAAGAGUCCCGACAUGAAGUCCCUGAAAUACGCUCUCAGCCUUUACACUCAGCCCACAGAUGCCUUGAUCAAGAAGUACAUAUGCACCCAAACCUCUCAAGGUCAGUCAUCCAAUGGAUCUGUGGGGGAGGCGUCCAUGCAAGUGAAUCUCAUCUCUCACCCGGGCACAGGAGAGCACAAAGUCAGCGUGAGGGUGGUAGCAGUGAACAACCUGAUGUGGCAGACCAAUGCCAUGUUCAGGCCCUUCGUCGAGGUCAACGCCAUCGGUCCGCACUUGGCUGACAAGAAGCGUAAAUUCAGCACCAAGACCAAGAAUAACAACUGGUCACCAAAGUACAACGAAACAUUCCAAUAUGUUCUGAGUAACGAGCACGGUCCAGAGGCCUACGAGCUGCACGUCUCAGUAAAGGACUACUGUUUUGCCCGUGAGGACCGAAUCAUCGGUAUGACAGUCAUCCAGCUGCGAGAGCUGGCCGAGAAAGGCAGCUGCUCCGCCUGCUACCCGCUGGUGAAGAGCAUCUCCAUGGACGAAACAGGCCUCACCAUCAUGAGGAUACUGUCUCAAAGGACUCACGAUGAGGUGGCCAAAGAGUUUGUGCGUCUGAAGACCGACACACGCUCUGCAGAGGAAGUGUCGUAAUGUGGAGCCAACAUGUGGUGUUAAGAGUUGUGUUUGCUGUGAGAGCGAGCGGCGGAGGGCAGCCGGGGGUCGGGACCGACGUUGGUCUGAGUGAGUUUGUCCAAAGAGUAGCAAAAAAGGCCCAAAUGUGGCGAGGCAGCAAGAGUGAGAGUUGUGUUUGUUUGUUUUUUGUGCAUGUGCGUAAAACAUCUGUUGGAAUGUUCACUUUAAACUAAAGUAUGUACAAGUGUUUACUUACCGUAUGCUCACUAUUAAGUACUAUAUUCUACAAGUUAUUGUAAUGAGACAUGAAACCUUUUGUACAACAUUUAGUCUUUUUGAGCAGAAAUUUGUUCCAAUAAAGUGCCAAACCAGUGAAAAACAAACAAACAAACAAACAAAAAAACAGAAUUGACGUAAAUGAAUAAUGGUGAAGUUGGUAUGUUUGAAGUUUGCUCGAUUCUUUUGUCCGGUGUAAAUCAUUCUGGCCGUGUAGCGUUUCGAUUGUUGCAGAGCUGUUUCUUUAGUUGUUCUGGCUUCGUGUUCCUCCACACAGUCAUGUCGCUCCCGUCCGUUCACAGUGGCCGCUGAGCACGGCUCCGCCCCCUUGCCUUUAAACCGUUUGUAUUUGAAGUCGACCUGAAAGCAGACCGUGUUUUUUAUGGCGAUGACUGCUAUGUGACCCUAGUAGAUGUUUGUAAUUUUAUAAUCAUGGAAACGACGGCAGCCUCCAGCGCUACAGCAGAGAGAGUCUUUUGUUCGGUGUUUGGUUCAUUUUUACUUCCAGCCUUCCUGAACAACCACUGUGAACAUGAGCUUUGGAAGGCAAGCUUACACGACAUCAUUGACAGUUUGAGUUGAGUGUUUUAUACUUUUUCCAAUAACUUUGUUUUCGAUAAACUGCCAAAGUUAUAUAAAGUAUUUGUACAAAGAAAUCCAUUACGAAGAUAAAAGCGUGUGUGUACAUCUGAUCUUACUUUUUCAUUGCUUGAUAUUUGUUAAUAAGGUGGUUUGAAGAUCUUUUUCAUUUCCUGUAAAUCUGUUAAAGACAUGAGCGUUGCACAUGUUCAUUUACACGUCCGUUACAUCAGCUUUUAUCAUUGAAAUUAUUUUUCUUCAUAAAGGAAAGAGUCUAACAUUUGGUAAAUAUGCAACAUUCCUAUGUAUUGCACUGAUGGCAAAUCAUAUGUCAUGUAAAUAUAUUUAGUGAGAUAUUGUAAAAGAGUCUACUUUUCUUCUAUGUGCAUAAAGUAUGUGCAGAUGUAUGAAA